Prosopis cineraria is the source of this 2290-nucleotide messenger RNA. RefSeq names its product hsp70 nucleotide exchange factor FES1. The transcript has 8 exons. Lineage: Eukaryota; Viridiplantae; Streptophyta; Magnoliopsida; Fabales; Fabaceae. Bases 178 to 1323 code for a protein of 381 amino acids. The record is from RefSeq and is a predicted model, not a curated record.
CCCCGAUUUGACCUACGGCUAGAAGAUAAUCCACAUGACGCGAAUAAACCGCUGAGUAAACGACCCCUUGUAAGUUCGCCCGUUGCUAAAGUUGAUAGGAGUUUUGAAGCAGGGGAUAACUUUACCCGUUAGGUGUCGGUCGUUCCCCAGUAAGCUUUGGCUGGAUUACGAUUAUUUAUGGGAUUCCGGAUUCUAGGGUUGUUUUUCCUGCUUCCAUUUGUGCUGGGGUUGAUGAACGCAACGGUUGAUGGCAUAGACACUAAUCUCUCUUCGGGAGGGCCAAUAUGGUCCACUGUAAAGGAGGAAGAGAAUCUAGUGCCCAACGACAAGCAAUACAAUGGUGACCUUGACGGCGGGUUUUCUUCACUGGAGGGGAUGUUACAGUGGGCUAUAAGUCAUGCUGAUCCUGCAAAAUUAAAAGAAACAGCCGAAGUACGGCAGCAAUUAUCAGCAAGUGAACUAAACAAGCGUCAGAUGGAAUUAAAGGAAUUGAUGGAGGAAAUAAAAGUUCCAUCGGAUGCUGAAUUGAUGAAAAUUGCAAUAAGUGAUUUGAAUAAUUCAUCUAUAACUUUGGAAGAUCGGCUCCGGGUUCUACAGGAACUUAAUGUACUUGUUGAGCCAAUAGAUAAUGCAAAUGAUUUUAACAAACUUGGAGGACUUGUUUCUGUGACACGAGAGCUUUAUCACCCUGAUCCAAGUAUUAGGACCACUGCUGCAUGGAUCCUUGGGAAAGUUUGUCAAAAUAAUCUAGUUGUCCAGCAGCAGGUCUUGGAACUUGGGGCGCUCCCAUUGCUGUUGAAGAUGGUAAAACCUAAUUUUAUAGAGGAAGCCAAUAAAGCAUUAUAUGCUGUUUCAGCUUUGAUCCGAAAUAAUUUAGCUGGUCAGGAAUUGUUCUCUGCUGAAGAUGGAGAUUUGAUGGUUCAGAAUAUUUUGAGGAAUUCAAGUAUUGAUAUCAGACUACAGAAGAAGGCUUUGAUUCUCUUGGCUGAUCUAGCGCAGUCUCAGUUAGAAAAUGCACGUAGAAGCGAACUACCUUUCUUAAGUGAUCGAGAUCUGCUGAAAUCUGUGGUUGAUCUCAUUGCUACAUCAACCGAUUUGGAUCUCCAGGACAAGGUCCUUGUUGCAAUUAAGAGUCUCCUGCAGCUCAAGACCACUGAAGCUCUGGUUUUAAAAGACUUCUGUGCUUUAGGUGAUGCAUUAAAUAAAAUGAAGCAGUUGCUGCUUAAUGUGAUGGUGGAUGAAUUCCAGAGAGAUUAUGCGAUGGACGUGGAAAGCCUUCGCAGUGAAGUAGAAUACAUUUUUCAUAGGAAGCUGUUAAAGUAGUGACAUCAGAUAAACUUUUUCCGGUGGCUGAUUCUUUUUGUGAAAACUCAAGGAAGAAAUCUACAUGGAGCAAUCUCCUGGAUUUGUUGUUUGACUAGUGUGCAGAUUAUAUCAUUCUAUUUAUGGACUCAAGUGGUCACUGUGGGCUUGCUUUGAAAGAUUCUAGCAGUAUUUUUCAGUAGUUUGGAUUAGAAAGAAGCAAGGUUGACCACUAUCUGUUCACAUGCACCAAAAUCCCAAUCUUUGCACAUAUCUAGAAGGAAUUGGUUGAAAAUACACAUGCUUGAUCAUUUUAGACCAAAAUCGCAAGCUAAAGUUCUUGGGCAGUGAGGCAACUCAACCCAAGACAAGGGUGGUAAUUUCUCAAAGGAAAAACGCAUGCUUUUGAUAUUUUGGAAGGAACUAAUAUGUCAGAUUGUCAACUUGUUCAACACUUACAUGGAUCCUAAUAUCAAUUUUGUACUGGGAUAGAUGGAGCCUUUGUGUGCAUUGGCAGAUACCAGGGGUUGUUUUGGAAGUUGAAUUAUCUAACAAUCGCUAAUCUCUCCUUGAUUGUGAGAGUAGUGAGUCAAUUCUUACAAAGCACCACACUAGUGAUUGGAAAGUAGUGCGAUCUAUCCUUAGAUAGAUACCUAGCAAAGGUUAACUAUAUGAGGAUCACAUGCAAAUCCAAGUAGUAGGAUAUGCCGACACAAAUUGGGAUGAUUAUGGGAGGAAAUCAUGCUUUUUUUUUUUUGGAAAAGAAAGAUAUAAAAUGUUACGGCAAGAUCUAGUGUUAAAGUUGAAUACUGUGCCAUGGCAAUAAUUGCUGUAGAUGAAAUUAGUCCAAGACCUUCAAUUUGAAAAUCCUGACAAAACGACUCUAAUGUGAAAUAUGGCAUUAGUUUAUAAGGGCUUUAUGGUAAUUUCCUUAUAGAAUUUAUCUGCUGUACCUGUCCCUUUUCCCUUUUGUCGAAUUCCUCUUCUA